Messenger RNA from Thalassophryne amazonica, 4504 nucleotides. It is a transcript of the gene nos1, whose product is annotated as nitric oxide synthase 1 (neuronal). Lineage: Eukaryota; Metazoa; Chordata; Actinopteri; Batrachoidiformes; Batrachoididae. Gene Ontology annotation, molecular function: FMN binding; flavin adenine dinucleotide binding; NADP binding. Gene Ontology annotation, biological process: nitric oxide biosynthetic process. The record is from RefSeq and is a predicted model, not a curated record.
CCCCCCCCACACACACACACACGUCACACACAGUCCACACACACCCACACGUGACGGCACACAUACUCACACAAGCACACAUAUGCACAGAGGCAUCAUGCAGGAGUCAGAGCCUACAGUGUGCCAGCUGCAGCCCAACAUUAUCUCAGUGCGUCUUUUCAAGAGGAAAGUUGGCGGUUUGGGCUUCCUGGUGAAGCAGAGGGUGUCCAAGCCACCUGUCAUUGUGUCCGACCUCAUCCGCGGCGGAGCAGCUGAGGAGUGCGGCCUGGUGCAGGUAGGCGACAUCGUCCUGGCUGUCAACAACAAGCCGCUGGUGGACCUGUCAUACGAACGGGCACUGGAGACGCUGAAGAACGUAUCGCCCGAGAGUCACGCCGUGCUGAUUCUCCGUGGGCCUGAAGGCUUCACCACCCACCUGGAAACUACUCUGUGUGGAGACGGCCGGCAGCGCACAGUGCGGAUCACGCGGCCUGCUUUUCCAGCCUCAAAGUCGUACGAGCACUGCUCCCUGCUCAGCCUCUUUAGCCCCGGCCAACAGCAGGUUACCAAGGAGCCACAGCUAAGGGCCAUUGAGAACCUGUCGUCUCCCUCCAUCACCCAGUCCCUCCUGCAGAGGGGAGGCGUGCAGGCCCAGGACACCGUGCUGAUGAGGGACGGGGGCCGUGGGUCACUUCUGUGUAAUGGGCUGGAGGAGAACAAUGAGCUGCUGAAGGAAAUUGAACCAGUGCUUCGCCUGAUCAAAAACACGAAACGGGAGCUGAACGGUGAAGGACAGAGAAAUGCCGGGAGAAGAGACAUCGAGAUUCAAGUGGACUGGAACUUUGGCAUGGAAAACGGAACAUCCCAAAUGUUGUUCUCAAAUAUGGACAAGAAACCUGAUGACAUGCUGAAGAAAGACGGCAAGAUCAACAACGCAGUCACAGAUGAGGUUCCAGCUCAGGGCAGGACCUCACCCAACAAAGUAUUACAGAAUGGCAGCCCCUCCAAAUGCCCCCGCUUCAUAAAGGUCAAGAACUGGGAGACGGGUGCGAUCUACAACGACACACUGCAUCACAGCGCCACCAAGAAUCCUAUCUGCUCUGAAUAUGUGUGCAAUGGCUCUGUAAUGAUGCCCACCCCACACAUCCGCAAACCCGAUGACAUUAGAAGCAAAGAGGAGCUGCUCUCACUUGCAACGGACUUCAUAGACCAGUACUACUCCUCCAUUAAACGAUAUGGUUCGAAGGCCCAUGAAGACAGGUUGGAGGAGAUGACCAAGGAGAUUGAUGCUUCAGGAACAUAUCAGCUGAAAGAUAAUGAGCUGAUUUAUGGAGCUAAACAUGCAUGGAGGAAUGCUGCCCGAUGUGUAGGGAGGAUCCAGUGGUCCAAACUACAGGUUUUUGACGCUAGAGACUGCACAACAUCUCACGGAAUGUAUAAUUACAUCUGCAACCACAUCAAGUACGCCACCAACAAAGGCAACUUGAGGUCAGCAAUUACCAUAUUUCCUCAGCGAACAGAUCCCAAACAUGACUUCCGGGUGUGGAACAGCCAACUUAUCCGCUAUGCAGGCUACAAACAGCCUGAUGGACAUAUCCAGGGAGACCCUGCAAAUGCUGAAUUUACUGAGAUCUGCAUACAGCUGGGAUGGAAGCCUGCGAAAGGUCGAUUUGAUGUCCUCCCACUCCUGCUGCAAGCCAACGGAAAUGAUCCUGAACUGUUUGAAAUCCCAGAAGACCUCGUCUUGGAGGUGCUGAUCAGACACCCCAAGUACGAGUGGUUCGAAGAUCUGGACAUCAGGUGGUAUGCCCUCCCAGCUGUCGCCAACAUGCUGCUGGAGAUUGGUGGAUUGGAUUUCCCAUGUUGCCCUUUCAGUGGGCUGGUUAUGGGCACAGAGAUUGGAGUGAGGGAUUUCUGCGAUACCUCGCCGGUACAACAUUUGGAGCAAGUUGCUGAGAAGAUGGGUUUAGACACUAGGAAGACCUCCUCCUUGUGGAAGGACCAGGCCUUGGUGGAGAUCAACAUUGCUGUUCUCUACAGCUACCAGAAAGCCAAAGUGACCAUAGUAGACCACCACUCAGCCACAGAGUCUUUUGUGAAGCACAUGGAGAAUGAGUACCGGGUGCGAGGAGGUUGUCCUGGAGACUGGACGUGGAUUGUGCCUCCCAUGUCCGGAAGUGUCACACCAGUUUUUCACCAAGAAAUGCUCAACUACCGUCUCACCCCUUCUUUUGAGUACCAGCCUGAUCCUUGGAAUACAUACGUAUGGAAAGGUGUCAAUGGGACUCCAACAAAGAAAAGAGCCAUUGGAUUCAAAAAGCUGGCAAAGGCUGUUAAGUUUUCAGCCAAGCUCAUGGGUCAAGCCAUGGCCAAGAGGGUGAAAGCCACCAUCCUGUUUGCGACCGAAACGGGCAAAUCACAAAAUUAUGCCAAAACUCUGUGUCAAAUCUUCAAGCAUGCAUUUGAUGCAAAGGCCAUGUCCAUGGAUGAUUAUGAUGUUGUUGAUCUGGAGCACGAGGCACUGGUAUUAGUGGUAACCAGCACAUUUGGCAAUGGUGAUCCGCCUGAAAAUGGAGAGAAAUUCGGAGCUGCUUUAAUGGAGAUGCGUCACCCAACUUCUAACACUGAAGGCCGAAAGGGGUACAAGGUCCGAUUCAACAGCGUGUCCUCUCACUCUGACACUCGGAAGUCUUCCAGUGAUGAACCAGAAGCGAGAGUCAACUUUGAAAGUACUGGACCCCUCGCCAAUGUGAGGUUCUCAGUGUUUGGCCUUGGCUCCAGGGCCUACCCACACUUCUGCGCCUUUGCCCACGCUGUGGACACGCUGUUUGAAGAGCUCGGGGGGGAACGCAUCCUACGCAUGGGAGAAGGAGACGAGCUGUGCGGACAGGAGGAGUCAUUCAGAACCUGGGCCAAAAAAGUGUUUAAGGCUGCCUGUGAUGUGUUCUGUGUUGGCGAUGAUGUGAAUAUCGAGAAGGCCAAUGAUUCCUUGAUCAGUAAUGACCGCAGCUGGAAGAGGGACAAAUUCCGCUUGACAUACACAGCUGAGGCCCCGGCCCUCACAGACGCAUUGUACAGCGUCCACAAGAAGAGGGUGUUUGGAGCAAAAAUGCUUGAAUCUCAAAAUUUACAGAGUCACAAAUCUACUCGCUCCACCAUAUUUGUACGUCUCCACACAAAUGACCAUGACGCCCUGCGAUACCAGCCUGGUGACCAUCUGGGCAUCUUCUCUGGCAAUCAUGAGGAUUUGGUGACAUCUCUCAUCGACAAACUAGAGGAUGCACCGCCUGUAAAUCAAAUAGUGAAAAUUGAGUUCCUAGAUAAGAGGACCACUGCACUGGGUGUAAUCAGUAACUGGACAGCAGAGACGCGGAUCCCUCCAUGCACCAUCAACCAGGCCUUCCAGUACUUCCUGGACAUCACCACUCCUCCAAGUCCUGUGCUGCUGCAACAGUUUGCUGCUCUGGCUACCAUUGACGAAGAAAAAAAGAAACUAGAGAUCCUCAGUAAGGGUUUGCAAGAGUAUGAAGAGUGGAAAUGGUACAACAAUCCCACAAUGGUGGAGGUACUGGAGGAAUUUCCUUCCAUCCAGAUGCCGUCCACUCUGCUACUCACCCAACUGCCGCUACUGCAGCCUCGCUACUACUCCAUCAGUUCGUCUCCGGACAUGCACCCAGGAGAGAUUCAUCUCACUGUAGCUGUGGUCUCAUACCCCACCAGAGAUGGAUCAGGCCCUGUCCACCAUGGAGUGUGUUCAUCCUGGCUCAAUAGGAUAGAAAAGGGGGAGAUGGUACCAUGUUUUGUCCGAAGUGCACCGUCCUUCCAACUUCCCCAAGACCACAAUGCUCCUUGUAUCCUGGUGGGUCCAGGAACGGGUAUUGCACCAUUCAGAAGCUUCUGGCAACAGAGGCUAUAUGACCUUGAGCACAAAGGGACUGAGUCAUGCCCCAUGACCCUGGUGUUCGGUUGUCGGCAAUCAGAGAUAGACCACAUCUACAAGGAGGAGACUAUCCAGGCCAAGAACAAGAAAGUGUUCAAGGAGCUCUACACAGCGUAUUCCAGAGAACCUGGCAAACCAAAGAAAUAUGUGCAGGAUGUACUGCGAGAGCAGCUGUCAGAGGUGGUGUAUCGGUGCCUGAGAGAGGAGGGAGGACACCUCUAUGUUUGUGGGGAUGUUACUAUGGCUGGAGAUGUUCUGAAGAAUGUCCAGCAAAUCAUCAGGCUGCAGGGCAACAUGAGCCUGGAGGAGUCUGGCUCCUUCAUCAGCAAGCUUCGGGAUGAGAACCGCUACCAUGAAGAUAUCUUUGGUGUGACACUGCGUACCUAUGAGGUCACCAACCGGCUUCGAUCAGAGUCCAUCGCCUAUAUUGAGGAGAGCAAAAAGGACUCAGACGAGGUUUUCUGCUCAUAGGUCUAUGAAUCAGAGCUUUCUGACAACAACCAGUCAAGAGGAGAUGACAAGACUGGUUAAAGAAUACUGUGCCAAUUUUUGUACUGUAAAAAAAUGUGUGUUAUAAAUACAUAU